This is a messenger RNA of Rhipicephalus microplus (southern cattle tick), 1424 nucleotides long. Its product is annotated as retinoblastoma-like protein 1. Gene Ontology annotation, molecular function: RNA polymerase II transcription regulatory region sequence-specific DNA binding. Lineage: Eukaryota; Metazoa; Arthropoda; Arachnida; Ixodida; Ixodidae. The record is from RefSeq and is a predicted model, not a curated record. Gene Ontology annotation, cellular component: chromatin; nucleus; transcription regulator complex. Gene Ontology annotation, biological process: negative regulation of G1/S transition of mitotic cell cycle; cell differentiation; regulation of transcription by RNA polymerase II.
GUUUUCGCGGUUCGGCAAGUUGCGACGUUCAUUGUCUGCUGGAGUGGGAAGCUUUGAAAGCCGUUCGCCGCUGCGACGUGUUUUGUGGCGUUUGGAUCCCGACGCGGGCCGCAGUUUGAAUCAAGAGCCAUCAGCGAACCGACUGCCAAGGCAUGGUGCUGUUCCAGCAGCUGACGGAGGCGUCUCAGCUGCCGACGCCCGGCCGCAGCGACUUGCACAACCGUGAGGCCGUCAACCGAAGUCCCAUGUCGACGGCCACCCAAUGCGCAAGCAAACUGCAAGCGCUGUUGGCUGGCCACCGAAAUGCGCCGAGCAACGAGCUGCGGGCCGUGCUAAGCAAAUAUAGCGACACUCUCGAAGCAAGCAUCUUGGAGACUGUAAGAUCAAUGAGUGGCACGUUCUGCGCUGCAUACGUGCAGAACUUGCCCGAGCAGCAAGGCAGCUGCACGGACGUUGACCUUGCUCGCCGACAGCUUCAGAUGGGCGAGACGUUGUUCUACAAGGCUCUGGAAAGCAUUGUAAUUGAAUUGAAGCACCAAAAGCCAGACACCGACCUUUCCGUUUACCUCUGCAAGAGUGCUUUCCAGCAGUCACUGUUUGCGUGCUGCUUGGAGAUUGUGAUGUACUGCUACAACUCACAACGGGAAUUUCCUUGGAUCUUGGAGGUGUUCAAUCUGAAGCCUUACGAUUUUUGCAAGAUCACCGAGCCUUUGAUUCGAGCUGAGAAAGGCUUGUGGAGGGAAGUCAUCAAGCACCUCAAUCAGAUCGAGGAGCAGAUUCUGGAGUGUCACGCGUGGAAGGACGACUCUCCCCUGUGGGAUGUGAUCAGACGGGCUCAGCAGAACAUUCCCCAAUGCAAAGAGGUCUUUCCUCAGUGGCGAAUCGAAACAUUCCAAGAAUCCCUCAAAAAUGAUGACAGUGCAUCUUCAAUGGCGCACCCAUCACUGGGUGGCUCAGGAAGUAACCAGGGCCACUUAGACACAAACAGAACAGGCCUUCAGAAGAGCAGUUCGGGCAGUUGUCAUGGCAGGACUGUAACGCAGGCUGAUCCUGCAGUGCCAUCGCCUGAGGCUUCCGGAGAUAACAGGCCUCCACGUUGCGACUCCCUGGCGCUCUUCUUUCGAAAGGUGUACCACUUGGCGGCUGUGCGAUUUUUGGACAUGUGCGAGAGACUGGGCAUUCAGAAGGACAUCCAGCACAAGAUCUGGACCUGCUUCGAGCAUUCCCUCGUGGCACACAUCGACCUCAUGAGAGAACGGCACCUCGAUCAACUCCUGAUGUGCGCACUCUAUGUCGGUGCCAAGGUAACCAAAUUUCAAAUGAAUUUUGAGGCCAUUCUGAACUGCUACCGAGAGCAGUCACAGAAGAAAAGUCACGUGUACCGCAGCGUUUACUUGAGACGCACUGCAGGGCAUGCACCAUAG